GGGCGGGGCCAGGCGAAAUAGCGUGAGGGACAGACAGGGAGAAGAGAAACAGGCGAACUGGCGGCUCCGAAAGAAACUUAUAACGUUAUUUUAACGCAACAUAAAUCUCGAUAUACACGAUAUUUUAUUAUCCUAUAUCGUGUUUGAAAAUAUAUCGAUAUAUUUUAAAAACUCCAUAUAUCGCCCAGCCCUAAUUUUUCUACUGUUUGUUGCCGUGGAGAUGAAUUUCAAAAUACGCGCCGCAACCAAAGAUGACUGCAAAGACAUCUCGAGGAUGAUCGUGGAGUUGGCAGCUUUUGAAAACAUGGCGGACCAAAUGAAGAUAUCGCAUAAAGAGCUGGAGAGUGACGGUUUCUGCCAGAAUCCCUUCUUUGGAUGCCUCGUUGCAGAAGUACCCGAGGAGCAUCAAUCCAAAGAAGGAUUCACAGUGGUCGGAUACGCCCUUUACUUUCACACGUACAGUACAUGGAAGGGACGGUCACUAUAUUUGGAGGAUCUGUAUGUGAUGGAGGAGUUUCGAGGAAUUGGCAUUGGCAAAGGUUUGAUGGGCAAAGUUGCUGAGGUGGCGAAAAAGAAGCAGUGUGUGCGGUUACAGUUGUCCGUGUUGAACUGGAAUACUUCUACUCGAGAUUUCUACGCCGCUAAAGGAGCUCAGGAUCUCACCGAAAGGGAAGGUUGGCACUUGAUACGCUUCGACGGAGAAAACCUCGAUAAUUUAGCAAAUGACGCACCUAGUGAUUAGUAGUUUUCCAAGGAAAAAUAUGUGCACUGUAUCCAGCUGUUUUAUUCCUUCUCUCUUUGUUUUUGUUUUCUACGGUGCACGUUCAUUCUUUGUACAAUGUAAAAAUAAGCUUCACUGUCUGAUCAUAAAUACUCUAAUAUCAUUAAAUCUUAUGGUUAA
Scophthalmus maximus (turbot) is the source of this 901-nucleotide messenger RNA. RefSeq names its product spermidine/spermine N1-acetyltransferase family member 2b (gene sat2b). Gene Ontology annotation, molecular function: N-acetyltransferase activity. The record is from RefSeq and is a predicted model, not a curated record. Lineage: Eukaryota; Metazoa; Chordata; Actinopteri; Pleuronectiformes; Scophthalmidae. The coding region runs from base 221 to 742 and encodes 173 amino acids. The transcript is spliced from 6 exons.